UUUUUCCCUUUUUUUGUUGACUCAGGGAUUUAUUCCAAGUUAAAGGACUCUGCAGUAGCAUGGGAUGAGAGGCUGUCAUUAGCAAGGCAUGCUUGGGACUCUGAUGAUUGUGUGAUUCCAAAUAAGCAGCAAGUUCUCUUUGACUGGAUCAUCCAAGAAAUUACUCUUGGGUAUAAAAAAGGAGCAAAGUAAGAACUUUGACAAUCAUGUACACAUCAGCAAAAUCAAUUCAGAACAGACAUAGAACUAGUUAUAUUUAUUCAAAAGGAAUGUCAGUAACCUGUCUGUUACAAGGGUUGUAUAAGAGAUUGCAGUCAACAUAUGUCGCAGGGCUCGAACUUAACUUUUUUGUCUACUAGCAAAGUUUUGCUAGUAAGAUUUUUUUUACUAGCAAAAGAAGGAACCUAACUAACAAAUGUUUGCUAGAGGAUAUUUUUUAGACUCGCAACUUCGAAAAACCACUCGCAUUUCACGAAUUUGCGAGUGCUAAUUUCGAGCCCUGUGUCGAUCACGAUGAGAAAAGAAAUGGUGACCCUGGAAAGGAAUUCUCUUGGGUGUUGUGGUUAUCAACUCAAUCUGUGGUUGAGAAGUAAUCAUCAGUCAUCAAAAAAUAUUAGACAAGAGUUGUAAGAUGUCUGACAAGAAUUUCUUAACCUUAUAACUCUCAGAAGUGAUUAACAUGUAACUUCUCCCUCAGAUGUAACCCAGCAAAUAGGAAAUGAGAAUACUUAAACUUAUCAAGUAGAAGUUGUUAUCUUGAUCUAACACCAUACUCUCACAACAAAUUUACAAGGAAUUGUGCAGCUGAGGGGUAGAAGAGAAUUAACCUUCAGAUCAUGGCAGUUAAAGGACAUCAGAUAGUACAUACGAAGUAUUUCUUUGGUUAUUUUAAAAUAGGUCUGUCAAUCACGAGCUUUUGAGUGGACUUUGGCUGCUGCUUCUUCAUACUCUCCAGAGUCAAGAAGAUCUUUAUAGUCCAGGGAAUCUGCCGAUUACUCUAAAACCUCAAUUUAUACAGGUUUGUCUUGAUUUGUUUGCAUCAAAGAUCCAUUCCAUUAUGACCUCUAAUUUAACUGUUACUAAUUCACAAUCUGUGUCUAAAGGUGUACACACACUAUUUUGAACUUUACACUGUAGUGUUAACAUUAAUUGACAAUGGAAAAGCUAUCAUCAUCCAGCUUCUUAAGGUGGAGCAUACACAGGAAUUUGCAAUACUUGGUGUAAAACAAUUACCUAUAAUUAUACUAAAAAAUGCAUCCUAUAUAUGUACCUGGCUGCCAAAGAUUGUCAGUAAUAGUUUGUAAUAAAUACAUUUUUCCAAUCAUUAAGAAAAUAAAUGAUUUUUUUUCUAGAAAUCCCAUGUUGAUAAUGUCAUUAUUUGGGUCAUCUAUGAAUUUUUCAAAUAUUUUUUGUGGCGUUUUCACUGCUAUGCAUGUUACUGGACAGGAUGAGUAACAAGCCAUUUGGACUCCUUACAUAUAUGGUAUUUCUUUCUUGUAAAAUGAUACUGUAUCAGUGUUUUUUGCUCAUCGUGAUGAUAGUUAACUUGUGAAAAUAUUAUUUCGAAAUUGGUACCUUUUUUUUCUCAGGUAUUUACAGAUGUGUUCAUGUUUAAAGAUUCUGUACAAAAUGGAGCAUCAAUCAGCACCCCUAUCAGCUGUUGCUAUGCCAUCAUGUCUACACCUCACCUCAGUGCAUCUAUGGUGGCCAAAUUUGAAAGUUAUGUAAGUAAACCAAUUUUUCUGAGCCCAUCUACAAAAUUCCAUGAAGUCUCUUGCUAAUAUUAAUCACUGGAUUUCAAGUUAUGUCCAGAAAUUCAUGCUGGCAAUAACACAAAUGGUGAAAAUUCAUCAGAAUUGUCAAUUCCAUGAACAUUCCCUUGGUUUGACAAAAUUUCAUCUAAUCUACCAUUUUUGUUCCUGGACUUCUAUAAUCUUACCAUGUAAAUCUAUAUUUUAGGCAUCCUUCCUUUCAGCCUUGGUGACCUUGUAUCUCCAAAUAUGCAGUGAAAGAUCAGAAGAGUUUCACUUACUCUUAGAGAUUUGCUUACAAAAAUAUCUUUUGGUGCAGAGACAACAAGCAAAUCAGCGAAAGGUAAUGAACUAUGACCUAGUUGGUUUAUACAAAAACGCAGGAACAAUGUAUGAUUAGAUAAGAAGGCUCAAGGUGUGGGUGAAUUUCUGAAUGUUAUGGACUGGGUCUGAAUGUGUUGGACUGGGGCUUUCAAAUCUGUUUUUGACUGUCUUGAAAAAGUCCAUGUUUUCCCAGGAAAAAAAUUAAUUAUUUGUUUUGAUCAGAAUGGAUAAAAUCGUUUUUUUUUUUAUUUGAGGUCUGUUCAAAGAUCUGUCCUUUAUAAAGUAUUCUUCAAUUUAUUAGGUGUUCACGUCUAUGUGCCACCAACUUCUUGAACCAUUAAUCAAACUGCGUCACAUGUUGAAAGGCUUUUCUAAGAUCUGUCAACCUAUGGUGCAGUGUGGAGAUCAACAACCUGAAGAUAGUUGGCAAAUUGGGAAAAUGGAAAAGAUCUCUUGCCUGUUGGAGUUAGCAGUAACCAGAUGCCUCUUUCAUAAGUAUGCAAAUAAUUGUGAUUAUUGGUUCUAUGACUGAAAAUCAGUAGGUCUGUGUGAUCCUGAGGGAAGGUUUCUUCCCCUCGACCAUUAUAUCUGUGGGUGUUUUAACCACUACCCUUACACCAAAAUUCUUGUCAGAAUCAAAAAUUGUUUCACUAAACUGGUUAAUUUUUUUGGGUAGCAGGUACAUUUAAAGAAUGUAGCUGUUACCCAAAAAAAUUAGCAGGAGAAGCAGGAGAUGCAGGCAUAGGCUGGCCAAGCAGUAAUUUUGGACAUCCCCUGUCAAAUUAAACUGCCCCUGAAUUUUAGAUUAUUAGCUUUCCAUAUGCAAAGAAAUACAGUCACACAGACAUGUGGAUCAAAAGAGUGAGAGGCUUGCAGUAACGGACUCAAAGACAUUUGCAGACCUACAGAUGUGCAUACAUACAGAGUUACAGUCUUGUGGAAUUAUGUUGUCCUAGAGACUAGUGAACUUAGCAGAUUUUUGUGCAAGUGUCCUUAAAAAUAAUUCUUGCAGAGAUCACAUGGCAGAGUAUCCACAGGCUCUCAGAGGGCAAGAGGAAAAACAAACUGAAUCUGAUGAGCCUGCCAACAAGAAAGCAAGAAUUUUUAGUUAUCCCAAGCUUUUGUUUGAGAAGAUGUGGGAGAUGGUGGAAUCACAAGCAACAGUAAGUAGAAUGAAUGUUACCUACAAAAUAAUGUUAUGUUCAAUAAAAGAUGUUUUUUUUGUUGUCAUGUACAUGGGACAAAGAAAAAAAUUUGAGUUAUCAUGAGGAAUAGAACCCCAGACUUUUGGAUUCAUUGCUCCAAUGCUUUAUCACAGAACUAUACACACUCCCUAUGCUGGGAUGAAUAUUACAAAGGUGGUGAAUUUUUGCUGAGCACUGCAUGCAUGAGGAACCUGGUAAUGACUUCAAGUUCAGUAUAUAUAGACAAUAUUUGUCUGUUUGUUUGUUUAUUUGCUUGUAAUAACUUUGCCAUUUUACCUCAAUUAGGAAGAUGUUGACACAAAAGAGGCAGCUUUGGAUAUUCUUCCUUUUUUAUACAAGGAAUUUAUCAAAUCAAAUAGGUUAGUGUAUGCACAGUCAUAAUUAUUGAUGAAGAACCCAGUCCACUCUCUACGCCCGAGUUGGCAUGAAUAUGCAUAUUCUCCUCAUGGUUCUCUCAAUAUUUCCUAUGGUUCUGAGAAGGAGAAUUUGGGUUUUUACAGCCAGGAGCUUCUCUGGGCAAAGAUCAUUUCCUUUAUUCUCAUAACCUUAAUGUUUGAUUCAGCUGUAAUAAUGAAGGGAGAAACUAGAUGCUGAUCUUGGUGGUAUGUCCUUGUUUACUUUCUAGAAAACCAAAUUGUUCUGCCUCUCCUGUGGAGUUUGCCUUUUUCACAGAAAUGUGUCAGUUGCUCGGUGUGUUGAAUGGAAACAACAUAACCCCCAGUGUGUUCACCUUACUUCAUCAAUUGCUGGAAAGCAUCCUGCACUAUGAUAUUUACCAGGUACAUUCAUGUACAUUUUGUUAUUAAAAAAAUAGAUUCCAUUUAAUAUGUAAACAGAAUAAAAGAGAUGGUAAGUUUUGAGCUCGGUAAAGAAAUAGAGAAAUAUGUUUUUGUCUUGUCAUGAACAUGGGACAGAGAAAAAAUUCUGAGUCUCCAUGAGGAAUCAAACCUCAGACCUGUGGAUUCCACUCUCUGAUGCCCUACCACUGAGCCAUAGGGAUUCUAUGAUGAGCAAGGACAUUAUGAAUGUUAUUCUUCGUGGAGACUCAGAAUCUUUUCUUUGUCCCAUGCUCAUGACAAGAUGAAAACAUCUUUCUCUGGAUUCCAUUUUGCCAUGUGUCUGUUCAGUAAUAGAUUGCACACGACUUCAGAAUAUGGCAAGAACAUCAAUGACACACAAGAUGUCAGCAAUAAAAAGCUAUGGAAUUAUAAUAUUUGGUUUUAUCUUUUUUUUUUCUUUUUCUCUUUCUCUCUCUUUUUUUUUCUUUCAUUAUCGCAAUGUUGUCCCUUAAGCAUGUUAGGUAAAGACAUUUUCAAGCUGGGUAAGCAAUCCUUUCACCCUUUUUUUUCAAGAACUUCAAGCAAUUUUAUACAGUAAUAAGACGCUCUGUAGUUGGUAAGGUCCAUUUACUGCCUGAGAAAGAGAGCUCUGUAAACUCUCAGGGUUGCAUCAGUCUAGGGAAGGCAGUAAAAUAGUAUCAAAAAUAAAUUUCCAAACAGAAAUUACUUAGUAACAUAUAAUAAGCUAAAGUUUUUGCCUAUUUUUUUUUGUAAUUCAAGGUAUCAGAUGACAACCAGAAUGGUUUGGUACAAUUCAACUCUUAUGACAGUUUGGUCAAGAUGGUAAUUAAGACAGAGGAACCAGGGUAGGUGUUGAGUAGUAAGUGCUGUAGCUGUGUAGAAUACAUGUAUGAUGUAUGUAACAAAAUGGUUUGUCACUUCAAGAUAUGCUGUACUUGAAUUGAAGUUUGAAAGAUGAAAAGUGUGGAAUCUGAAGGUCUGAUGUUUGAUUCCUCAUGGGGACUCAGAAUUUUUUCUUUGACAAGAGUUAGAGACAUCUUUCUCUAUGAAAAUGAAUGUGAACAAAUUUUAAGGUGCUUUGAUUGUUAUGAAUUUGAUACUCAAAAAAACUAGGUAAUUGGGUAUUUGAAAAGGCAGUUAAUAUUCUGAUGUCUUAAAACCGUCACUAUCAAUCUGGUGCACCCUCGGCACCAACAUCAGUAUGCAUAUUCUCCAUUCUGUUGUUCAUGCAUUUCCUAAGGUGCUGACAAGGAGAAUUUGUGUGGCAAUCAAGAGCUUCUUCAGUUGGUGAUCAUUUCCUUUAUUCUCAUGACCUCAAUGUGUGUUUCAGUGGUGAUAUUGUAAGAAGUUAGAUACUAGUCACUUUCUGGGGUUAAAAGGUUGAGCGAAAAAAAUUGUUUUUUGUUUUUUUGCAGGAGAAAGAUCAUUUUGAGUUCACAAUAAAGGCCUAAUUCUUAAAAUCGGAGGCAUGGAAUAUUUCUAAAAUAACUUGUUGCUCCCUGCUACUUUCAAAUUUCCCGUUAAUGUCAAGAAAAUCUUGUUACCGUUAUAAAUACUCCUCUUUUUGUGUUGUUACUUGCAGCAAAGCUGUAUUCCAGUGUCUUGAUGUUCUGCUAAAACUGAAUCACUCCUUGGUUGAGCCACACUUAGAUGUUAUUUGGAAGAUGCUGUGGAGAACGGAAUGCAGUGCUGGUGAUGCACACAACUCUUUGAUGAAUUCUCUCAUCUCCACGUAUGUUAAACUACGACAGGUACAGCACAUACCCUGCACAGUUCACGUGUCUCUAAUACAGAAGCUGUAUUGAAGACUGGUUGAUAUUUUGGGAAACUGUAAUUUUCUGAGCCAUAUUUUUUUAGUCCGCAAGUAUUCCCUCAUAAGGAGCACUCCGAACCGAGUUUUUCUUCGCCCGUAGGAAAGUCCGGGGCCUUAUUAACGAUAUAACUCCCAAAAGUGAUUAACGUGUAAUUUCUCCCUAUAAUACACAUACGUUAUCUAGCAAACAGGUAAUGAGGAUACUCAAACUUAUCAGAUAGAAGUUGUUAUCUUGAUCUAACACCAAACUCUCGCAACAAAUUCACAAGGAAAUGUGUAGCAGCCAGAGGGGAGAAUUAAUAAUUAUCUUGGGAGUUAAAGGGUUAAGCGACGCGAGCCGGCGAGAGGCCUGCAAGGGGUCUAGUACUGAUAAUAAGGGCCUAGGUAGACGCUCUCCAACUCGACUCAAAUCUUCCCGCGGGCGGAGGAACGCGCGUGCCGGCAGCGCCAAUAAUGAAGUUCUGCUCGCACGCUUUAUUAUUUUGUUUGAUAUCCAUUAUAGUUGCUCUUCCUUUUUGUUACAACUUACAGUUUGAUAAACUUGUUUUGGCAAUUCUGGAUUCUUUGAGAAGUUUGAACCCUUCAAGUUCUGGAUUAACGUCAUUCUUCAACCAAAGGUUGGCAACAAUUUUUUUUCAUUUUUACUGGUAUAGUAUCGCUCGCGUGUAUUGCAACACCCAACACGCGUUUAGCGCGUAUAACACGUUUCGGGUAUACGAGAUCAUAUAAAUGAGCCCGCAGUCAUAAGUAAAGGAUUCCCGUGCUCAACGCCAGCAUUCUUUUGUUCAGUUAUUAAUAGACUGAUUGUCAUAAUCGAUCCUCUGAUUCUGUUUCAGAUUUAUCAAGGCUAUCCAAGGUCUUCCCCUCGGCCAAAUUACCACGAUAUGGAACAUAUUUUGUAAUGAAAUCACUGAAAACUACCUUGGAAAUAUUAUAUUGCAAGGAUCAGAAGCAGAUCCAGGAAAUAAACUGAAUGUAAAGGAAAAACUCUCGCCGCAGUUAGCCGUGUGGAAAAAAUUGGAAUGUGUUUCAAGUGUCUUCUGUUCGUUUCUUCUCCACACGAGUUUUGUGGGGAUCGGAGAACAUCGAAAGGGAAAAACCUCUUUAUCCGCAGUGGGAACAUUGUUAAGUCGUACAGUACAGGAAGUGCUCGACCCCAUGGUAGAGUUUUCAUCAAAAGUUCAACAUGACAGAGUGAGUGUAGUGUGGAAAUUUGCCCAUCGCAAGCGCCUUGAGCACAAGAAGCCCAAGCUCGCACAAUGAGCCUCCGUGAAGAUGUAAAUAUUUUUACGUUGCGCUAUGGGCGAAAUAUAAGGAACUUUAUACUAAAAUACGGUUUCUCUCAACCUCAAAAUCUGAACUAGUUUUUGUCGUGUGAGUUUCCUGGGCUGAUUUAAGGUCGUUUAGCUCGGUUUUAAUUCAUAUUCUGUGUCCGCUAUAAUCACAGUACGGAGGCUCCAAGUGCGAGCUUGAGCUAACUCAAGCUCCGUAUGGGUGUGUGUGUUAUUUCACACUCUUUGCCAAGACACAGUAUCGAAAUUCAAUAACUAAACUGAUUUAUUUGAUUUUUUUCCGCUCCAGGUAAAAGAAUCGGCUUGUUUCUCUAUUUUGUUGUUACAACGUGCCCUAGGAGAUCUAGCACUGUUCUUAGGAGAUUUUAAAAUUGCCGACUUAGACAAUGAAACAACCAGAUUACUACCAUCAGUCGAGUGGAUAGAUGCGAUGAAUGAUUUUGUUCCCGGAAAGCGGAACAAAGAAAUUCUCGCCGUUCUCUCUAAAGACAAAGGAAGACUUCGUUAUCUUAUGGUUUGUAACGAAUAGUUUGUCUUAAUUUAUUGUUUGUGGCCAUAUUCAGUUCAAGGCGACAUGUAAAUGUUUAUUCAUGGGCAUACCAACAUCCUAUGUGAGAUUUUUCCCUAAGCAAUUAGAGAAGAACUUACCCUAAAACUUGCUAAGCCAACUCCUUACUAAACGCCAACAUCAGUAUGUUGACAGUAUCCAUACUGUUUUCCAUACAUUUCCUAAGGUGAUGUCAAGGAGAAUGUUUUAUAACAAUGAGGAGCUUCUUGAAUCGGUGAUCAUUUCCGUUAUUCUCAUGCCCUCUAUAUCUGAUUCAGGGGUGAUAUUGUAAGGAGAAAGUAGACGUCAGUCACUCGUAGAGGAUGAAGGGUUAAGAUUGUGCGCGAGACAAGAAUACUUGGUAAAGCAUAGUCAACUCGCCUAGUUCUGAUAGCGUGUCCCGAUUAUUGUGGAAUUGAGGCAAACGUCUAAGAUUUCAUGUACAUCCUCGCAGCUAACAUCAUUUGUAAUGGACAAUGAUUUGGUAAAGUAAGUUUUUCAAGCGAGAGUGACUCGUAUGGCAACAUCAGCCUAUCCUCCCAACCGUCGUUCGAAGCAAAGCGCUUGCGAGGAGGAUUCCUAUUCGAUUCAGAUGUAAUGCUGCCUGGGCACGUUACGCUUAUACUUACAUCAGAUUUUUCUGACAGUUUAUAGGCUGAGAGAGGAUUGGAGAGGGGUGUAGUUGAUAGUCUAGCUCGAAAGUUACCAGGCCACUAUCUUUCCCACCUAGAGCAUUUAGUAAAUGUCUCUUUUCUGUUUCUUAGAGUGCUCUAUGUAUUCAGAGCAUCAGAUAUGCAUUACUCCACGAGAACAAAACAGCAAAGAAAAAGGGUGAAGGGAAUGAGCUCAAGAGAUUGGUGUCUAGUGUCUGCAGUUCCGUCAACGACACUCUGUGGUGCAGUGCAUCUUGGGAUAGACAAGUACGUGAAAAGAAGGAUUGUAAAUGGUUUCUUUUUUAAGAAUUAUUUCUAGAAUUUCAAGAAUAUCCCAGGUCCUUCGAAGGAAUAUAUGGGUAGUUGAACUUGGGUUAUAGGGUAAUUUCAUAAAAUAUCUUAUUUUAUUUCUUCUUCUUUUUUUUUCUUUUCUUUUUGUCUUUACGCAAAAAAGGAGCGGUCAAUCAGUCAAGGGAAUACCCUAGUUGCAUUAUGGGAUUUGAUCAGCAAACAUGCGGCGGUGAUUCUUCCUCUGUGUACCGCUGACCAGCAAUUACAGAUUGCUCAUUUGAUCAUUAGGACUAUAACUGAGGAGACGCAAGAUGCGCGACAAACACAACUAGGGUAUGUUACGAAAUGACCAGGAGAAAUCUGUAGAACCAAACCUUUUUCCCGAUAACAGCAGUGUCAGCACAUUCGUCACAAGCGAUGAAAAGCACCACUUUGUUUUUGUAACAAUCACAACACAAUUGCACGAGCCCCUAGGGCUAAUGCAUUUUUGUUGCCUUUGAAAAUUUUUCUUGCUUAUUAAAACCAAAUUGCACUCGAAAUCAUGUUAUUGCCCAGACUAACUGUACUCAUGUUCUUUCAUUUCUUUAUCACUUGAUUUGCUUUCCUUGUAGGUGUAUUACCAUGCUUGAUGUAUCGAUGGAAUUGAUUCAAAAUGCGAGCUUUCACGAAAUGCUUGCCAUGCAGUCCAGUACAGUCUGUGCCCUUUGGGUUCGCCUUAGACAUGCUAUCGAUUCUGGUGAAUGGUAAGUAUUCAUUAACUAGCUUAUCGGCUUUUGAUGUCUCAGAGGGCACUAGAAACACUUUGUCUAUCAUCCUCGUUCAUCAAAAUAAAUUUAACUGCCUUGACGCCAAGUUUCGAAAUCUCCACGUUUAAGCGUUAAUGCUAUCCCUUGAAGCUUCGCCUGUACAUAACUAAAACGGAUUCACUCGUUUAGGAACUAGAGUUACUUUUUACUUGCUUAGUAUGGGAAGUCUCCCUCUAUCUGUGAGAACAGCACACACGAGGAGCCUGCGAGGGGACAUGCCUCCCACCUUCGCGUGCACGUUUUCAUCUUGCGCACAUCUGUGUGGUUUCAAAGGGCUAACCCAAAAAUGAUUCUUACUUGGUGACUUUGUUCGCACAGUGGAUGGACAGUCGGGGGUUUUUAGGAAGAAUUCGCGCAAUUAAGACCAAUACUUAUGUAGCUUUUUCUUAUCACUGAAAAGUAAUAUCAGCGACUACUUAAAAUAUCUUGUGGUAUUCUUAUACUGGAUAAGUUUCGCCAUUACAAAUUAUUCAUCACAAAGACAUCGUUUGAGUCUUUUGACUUUUCUCCAGCAGUACUAAUAAUCUAGAAGAGAAACUGAUGAAAGCUCUAUCCAGUAUUGCAACGUUAGCCGCCUCAGACGAUGGAAUUUUGACAGAAACGUGCGAUGAUGACAGCGCCAAUAAUGGCGAACAAGAAGAAAGUAUUGAGGAUUCACAGGGCGAACAAAGUGGUAAUUAAAAGUGUCUGCUGAUCGAUACGAGGCUACUUCUCUUCCUGCCUCCCCCCUCCCCCCUUCGUCUUCUAAUCUACGUUUUCAUUACAUUCAGCACUCCGAGCUGUGACCUUUAAGGUCAAUAUGGCGAGUAGAAAAAAAGGUUGACGACUAAGUUUACAAUGAGAAUCGUCAAUUUGGUGACCUGUGUGUGUCGGUCAUGUAGCAAGGUUUUAUUGUAGUGUUAAUAGUCUAAAAUAAAAGGGAGAUGAACAUUUGUAUAAAAUAUUAUGUCAAUGACGCAAAUGUCUUUUUUCUAUUUUUCUUUUUUUCGCAUUCUUUCUAUUUCUUCUUCUCCAUUCUAGCCACUGAAGCCUGUAAACUGUAUUUACUAUUCUUUUCAUUGUCUUUGUAGCGGAGGAAAGUUCCGACGACGAUAAAGGCGAGAAUGAAGAUAGCAGAGCAAACGAAACUCGUGAGAGUGACAAACCACGAGUGGAUAACUUGCAACCCUUCCAUUCUCUCUGUUUUGACGUAACUAAGAUAUCCAAUAGUGUUUUAUCUGCUGAAGUGCACAGUACCAACUGGUCGGCAUCAGCUGAAAAGAUCCAGCAACAUAUAAGGGUAUGGCUGAAAACUCUACGCGUGAAAUAGUAAACGGCGCCAUAAUAGCGGCGGAGUGAAAAAGCGAGAGAGGUUUACUACGGGUCAUGUUCUCCCUCGUUUUUCCACCACUGCUUCUAUCGCGCUGUGUACCAUCAUACUUCGUUUUUCCAACUGAACGCCUGGUGCAGGCUAGAAUUCUGGGUUUGAUAUGUGUAGAGUGUGCUCAUUUGUCUUUCUCUGAAGUGAGCCUUGUCACGCAACACGUGGUGUGAUCAGGCCCAACGACGACUGCUUUGUCGGCAAUGGAGGGAGCCGUAUUCUACGAUUCUUCCCGGUGAAUCUCUUUUAAUGACAACGAAAUAUACUUUUUUGUGUAUUUCAGGUUCUGGGUUUCCUUCCUCUUGAUUGGCUGUCUAAUGAGAACCAUGUUCGCUGUUUGAUUGGCCUGUUUACUUGUGACGUGCUUCUGGGUUCUAACGUUUUCCAGGUGAGGACAGUAAUUUCGCGGUGUGAUUGGUCAGGAAAAUUCAAUUCAUCCUCUUAACUAAUCAGAAGCAAAACAAACAAACAAAAAAACGCGACUCAGUCAUCCUCUUUUUCCCGCGCUUGAGGCUGCUUACGUAUAAUUAGUUCGAGUUCUCAUUGGUUCCUUAUAGCGUUGACCUUUAUCCUGAUUGGCUCGAUUUCGUUCCUAGGGGGCGGGGGAAGAAUAGAGACCCUGAUAGAUCGAGGUAGCUGAUUUUUUUGAUGUGAUUAGCGUUUUUUUCAUUUAUGACACCUAACGAAAAGCGUUUCAUCAUAAAAGCGAACGCUUCUCCAUUUCUGAUUUGACCUUUGUAAAAUUUUCUAGGAUUGCUCUCCUGACACGUUGAAGCCUCUCUCACUAAGCCGCCAUCUCCUUAGUGUUCUAUUUGAUGGCAGCGUCACAAGACGAAAGUUUGUAGCGCACCAUGUGCUCGACUUGGAUUCGCUACACUCUUGGCUUAUUGGUUCGGCUACCAGACUAUGGCGACAGAAAUGCACGGUGAGAAUGCCAAUUCAUGAUUAUAUCUGUGAAUUACAUAGUAUUACGUAUUGCAAAUUAUAGCCGUGUGCAGCACCACCAGAUCAACUAUUUUCGUAUCUUGGAGUAGUUGGGAUCGCUUUAUAGACCUUCGUAAUUUUCAUGUACUUGAUGACAUUUGAUUCCAGUUCUUUUUAAAUUAGUUACUUGAAAAGAUGACAUCAGUCAAUUUGAAUCAUUCUAGUAUCAAUAUAGAUGUCUCUUUCAAUAUUUUGUUGUGUGCAGGCAAAGUCUCCCUCGGGAUGUAGGUUAUUGCCCAAUUUAGGUAGCUUUUAAAGCAGAUUUCUGUCAUGUUUGCGCAAGUUGUUCGAUGUCGAUUUGUCUUUACCGAGGUAGUUUUUGAUAACCAGAGCACUCGUUUUAAUUUUUAUUAGGCUUAAAAACACCUAAAUGCAGGAGAAUUGAUUGGACACCCUGUGUAUUACCCUUUGCACGGUAACAUCAGUAUGUAUAUUCUCCAUACUGUUUUCUAUACAUUCCCUGAGGUGCUGACAAGGAGAAUUUGUUUAACAGUCAAGAGCUUCCCUUGUCGAUCAUUUCCUUUAUUAUAGUGACCCUAAUGUAUGAUUCAGGAGUGAUAUUAUAAGGAUAAUCUAGAUGCUGGUCAGUUCUUGGAGUGAACGCGUUCACUAUUCAUCGCUAUGAGUAUUCGAUAUUUCAAUUAAGGAUUUACACUUUACUUCUUGUGUGUUCCCCGACAGAAUCCAGCUACUGUGACUGCUAUGAACCUUAUGGUAAGGCAAACCCGAGAUCUUUUCUUCUUUACAUUCAAGUACCUCCUCAGAGCUCCCUUCCAAACAGUCAACGCAGUUCAGAAGACUACAGAAACGGUAACAAUCAUAUAUGUUGAGCCUUGUGAUACUCUUUAAAGGUGGUGGUUUUAGCUAGUCACACAGGCACACUUGGAAAGCAGGAAUAGAACCUGUGACCUUGUGAGUGCUUAUUCGGAUGGGAAUAUAAUGGGAUAUUUACGGCCCCAGUAGUGAAGGGGUAUGCUUCCCUUCUUUGGCUUGAAAGAUUUGUGUUACCAAAUACAGUGCGGUUUUUCGAUGUUUUGGUGUAAAAUUUUACCACGUAGCCUCUUGGAUAGCGUAAACAUUGGGGCCUGAAGUCUUGAACUGGGGGAGAAUUUUGGCAGUGGGCGAUCUAUAUCUUAAAUAAUAACUCUUCUUUCUUAAAAUUGUAAUUCUAAAUAUUCUCCCUGGAUAUGGUAGACGUGGGUCCACGAAAUCAACACGGUACUAUCCGAAGUAGUUUUUCAAUUUGAACAAGUUUUUUUGCCCUGAAUAGGGUCAGGUUAGAGACUGGCCCGGUAAGCAAACCCUCUCUAAAACUUUCCGUGAUGAAACCUCUUCCCCCCGCCACUCCCAAACGGAACUCGUUGAAGCUGGGUUGCACUCAUUUAUGCAUGCCUUUGUCAACUCUAUUUCCCAAACUUUGGCUGUUCUCGGUAUGGUCACGAGGAUCAUACUUUGAUGUUUAAUUGUUUGUUUAUUUAUUUAUUUUACUUUUUACAAACUUUCCAGUUAACAGAUGAAUUACAGGCUUUCUCAGCAGAAGUGCGGGAUGCGUCAGUAGACUCUUUGGAAAAAUCCCUCACCUCUUAUCAUGUAGUUUCAGUCGUUGUAGAGGGAAUUUUGGCGCUGUGUAAAGAAGUGAGUGUAUUAUUUCUUUCUGCCUCCGAUGUUUUACGCCCAAUCUCUUACCAGGUUUGGGAAAAACGAAGACACCAAGCUUUUUCCCGCGCUUUGCGCAGCAUGCUCAAUUUUUCUUUAAGUUCUGAUUGGCUCCUCGAGAUGUUCCCUUUGCUCUGAUUGGCCCUGUGUAACGUAAAUCCACUCUUUCGAAUAAACCCGAAGCUUGCAAUAGGAUGAGUAUUUUUGUACCUGGGUAAGUUGGUCGACCUUAAAAAAAACGUUAAGUAAACACAAUUAUCUUUCUUAUCUUUCUCAGGUUGUUAACAGCAAGAUAACCUCAAACAAGAUGAUCAGGAUUUCGUCCGACGUGGUGAUAAAACUUGGCCCAGUUCUACUUGAGCUACUGAGAGGAAUUGUUCAAAAGUUACGGCGGAAGCCGAGAAAUAAGCACCCAGAUGCUCAGAAAAGCACUUUAUCUGAUUUUUUCUUUCAAUGGCCCGACUAUAUUGACUCGUUCACUUCCUUGCUUCAUAUUUACUCCGUUUCCGAACAGUCCAGGUAAUUAUAUAUGACGACUUUUUCCCUUUUAACUCCCAGAUGUGCAUGUAUAUAUGGUCUUUCUUCUUAAAAUAUAAGGUGUCAUUCAUUUAAACGGUGGUGAGAAAAUACAUGUGUAUCAGGAAAUUGACGCAAUUGAUAGACAAACAAACUGAACCGUAUCUUGAAUGAGCCGAAGGAUUUAUUCGCUGUCGCACAUGCAAUGCCCUUUUUUGUCAGUAUUUUUUCCAUAUAUCAUGGCAAAUGAAUUGAUGCGUUAUCCUGAGAUACUAAAAGCCCUGUCGUGAAAAUCCUGCCGUUUUUUUUCAAAACCUGCGUGUAUUGGUCAGAAAAUAAUUUGUAAUUUCAUUUUUUCGCCGUUCAUUUUAAGCUUACCUUAGUUAUGUACGUAAACUACCUUUGUCGUUAAUUCCGCUUUCAGAAAAUUGAUUCGUGUAAAUGAAGCUUUCAAGCAUUGUGAAUGGCAAGAGGUAUUUGACGUCAUGUUGGCGGCAGUCGUGCAUAAUGUUUUCGAGACGGACCAGAUGGAGUCAGCACUUCCAGCGAAUAGGCACAAGGUACACUUCACGAUGUCGUGGGGCGAACAAUUUGGAUCAAUUCGCUUGGCCUAUGGGGGAUUCGCCCUAUUACAAGUUUGCCCCCCCACCAGUUCGCCCUCAUUACGGCGAACGUACCACACCAAAUGGGGCGAAACUUCCAGAUUCUGCUUGUUCAGAAGAAAACGAUUAUCUUUCUCUGGGUCUUUAGUGUUUCGCCAUUGAGUACGAGAGUUAUUCCUUAUUUUUUUUCUCUUGUUUUCCUGCGCGCUUGUACCAGAAGGUACAUGCACAACUUGGGAAGCACCCUCAAAAGGAUCAGGUCCCAGACAAAUUGCUACUUGUGAACGCUACAUGAGAGUACACAAAACUACAUUAUGAUAAUUGUGGUCAUAUCGUUUCGUUAAUUGUAACUAUGAAUGGUUUCGAGGAUUACAUACUAUCACUUUCCUUUCAGGAUCGAAUCGUGCGUGCCUGUCUGCGUUUCCUCAGAGUGGUGUGUAUAUCCUGUGUAGCGUUACAUUUACCGGUAGAUUUUCGCGUUCGACUUCUGGCUUCGACGCUCUACUUUUUGAGGAAGCUGGAACAAAAUAAGAAAAAUUGUACUGAAGAUCGUAAAACAGAUGACCGCCUUCGUGAUAUGAAGAGUGGCCUCCAUCAGAGUGAAAAGAUAGAACAGUCUAUAAGAAAGCAAGGCAGAUUUUCUGAUAGUGAAAGCAUUACAGAGGAGGGGUAUCUUCUGGCUGUGUCACUGCUCGAAGGAUGUGAUCCUGGUCUUCUUCCGGAACUACUCGAAGGAUUAGGAGACGAAAUUGUGAGUAAACUGCCUUCGUCUAUGAGCCAUGGCAGUGGGUCAAUCUUUUGCUUUUUAACAUUAAACACUUUAGGUUGAAGAUCCUUGCCAACUUCACCGUUUCUUGGACAACUUAAAGUCACAGCUGGAUUUUCUUUCCUCUUUUUUUAUCAGACUAUAAAGAACAUUGGUAAUGCUUGUUUUGAACGACUUACUGUUGUUCUCCGCGUUUGGCUUCGUCUGUUGAGUGGACGAUUUACCAAAGACAGAAGAAAGGAACUUCGCCCAAUAUUACCCAAGGUUUGUCUGACUCACCUUUGAUCAAUGACAAGCAUUGUAUACACAGUGCACUGUAUGAAAAAAUACUUUCUUAGUAAAGGAUCCCUUACGUUUUAAAUCAAGGAUCGUUGCAUUGAAUUUAGCAUGUUGGAAAAAACCAAGAGUUACACCUUAUUGGAAUCGGACUUACUAGGCCGGUCAUUACAACAAAGUUUAGCCGUUGUUUAUCAAAACCGCGUCCUAAACAAUCCUCAAUUUAGCUGGAUCUUUUAUCUGAACAUAUAUUUUUGUGAACACUGUCAAGGGGGCUGAAAGCUAACAGUGAAUGGACGCUUAUUGAAUAUUAAAUAAACCCACUUGUAGAGAAAGCCCAAGGCCCACUGAUUACAUAAAACCAUGUACCGACCCACUAUGUUUUGUUUGCCGGGCUUGACUAUUGGCUAAGGAAAAAACAUUUCGCGCAUAAAAAAAUAUCAAGUAAACGAACGUAGCAAAUUUAAAUAAUUUCUCUAAAUGGUUCAAUUCUUCUGUUAAAUCUGCGCCCCCUGCGCUUAUUUUUAAGUUUACAAACGUAGUCAGUGGAAACCAGCGUCGAUUAUUGACUAGCAUCUCAUUUUUCUUGACCAGAUUUUACUUGCAGUACAGUCUGUAUUACAAGAAGUAAAACGUGAAAAUCUCAUGGUUGUCAAUCUGGCUACUGAGGUCAUGGAAAAAAUUCUCUCCCUUGGAAAGGUUUGUAGACUGUUUGUCGAAGUACAGUGUUAUUUGUUCAUGCUUCAAGUUUUUUUUUUUUUUUUCGCAAUUGCUUAAAAAUACAGUUUACUUUGGAGGAUUAUUUCUUCGCUUGAUUCAAAUAUGAUUCAAUCCACUUCAGUUGUAAUUAGGACAGUGAAAAAUAUUGCGAGGAGCCAAUGAGAACUGCCUUUAGCGUAGGCGAUCAGGUUGUAUAAUUGGCUCAACGCUUACGUCUGAUUGCAUAUGAUUGCAUCUGCUGAUUGUAUAUGAUUGCAUAUGAUUGCAUUUGAUUGCAUCUGGCCCCAGUUUGAAGAUCGGAUAACGCUAUCCACUGGAUAAAUCUCUACCCGGUGGAUAACUCUGUACGCUUUGCUACUACUAAUCCGCUGGAUAGCGAUUUAUCCUUUGGAUAGCGUUAUCCGCCCUUUAUGCAACUGGACCCUGAUUGCAGCGUGGGUUUCUAGAACAAUCGCAGUGUGCGGUAACGUAAAACCACCGUGAUGUUGUAUCAGGGUGUUUGUUGAACUGAGUCAGUCAAGAGUCAGUCCGAACAAAGGCAAUUACCAGUAGCGAAAACUCAAAAUAAAAACGGGUAAACUCCCUAAUGCGUACGAAAACACAGGUGGCUAGCCCGCGAUGAGUUUAAGUUUGUCAUCGGAUUUGUUUAGGAGGUGUUACGAGUUUUCUCGACCCAUCGGAACGUAACAUAUUGAAAACAACGAAAUGCCAGACUAUAUUCAGCACUGAACGGAAAAUUAUUUUAAGAAAAGCGGUUUUUUGUUCUUUUUUUUUGUAAAAUCAAAGGGGCAAAUGACUAGUGGUUUCUACUCAUUUUUUAUUCAACGAUCAACCUAUAUUUUCAUUCUGAAUUUCAGGGAAUGGUUCUUCCCCAUAACGCAGUCCUUGUCCUUCAUAGUGGUUUAAUCAAGCUUGUAGCUAAUGACAAGAGUUUCCCACGACUGUUCGAGUCCCAGUACUCUUUAUUGAGUACUUUGCUCUUUCAACACCCUGAAGCAGUCUAUGGAGCUGUGCACGUGUUUAUCACGUGUGUUCGGAGUAUCCUUUGACCGCGUGAUUGUUUGAACUUCGCAUUUGAAAUGGGUGGAGGGAGAAGUGGUUAGAGAAAGAAAGGGAAGAGAGAGGAAGUACACGAGGGGGGGGGGGGAUGAAACUGGAGGAGUACGGGAGGAAAGGGGAGGGGGGAGGGAUCAUAUCUACCCGGGGAGGACACGUUCUUAAUCACGUAUCGUGCGCAUGGUUACGUUCUAAGAAUUUUGAUAUCGCAUGAAGCCUUAACUUGUUCUUAGAUCUUUUACUGAGUUUGAUACAAGGAUGUGAUGUUCAAAAUGACGCUGCUGUGGAAAGAAAUGUGGAUAAAACGUCAGCGGAACGACUGAAACCGACUGAACUAGUGCAAAGCGCACAGAAGAUGGCAAGGUGCGUUCUUUAAUUUUGUCAGUAGAUUGAGCGCCUUAGGUGCCGUAAAACAUAAACCAAAGUAAUAAUAACGGCCAAUUAGGAGAAGGGAAAAUACCCCGAAGGGCCAAUGAGGACUCAAAGGAAAAACACGCAAACUGUCUAAAGCGCGAGUUUUCUGGACCAAUCACAGUGCAAAGUAAAGCCGAGCUAAUUCAAUCUCGGUUUACUUUCGACACUCGAUUGAAAAUUGCUUCGAAACUGCCAGAGCUUAAUAAUCAUCAGUUUGGACAGGUGAGCAAAGUAUCGCGGUUUGUCAUGGGCGAGGAGAUCGUUAAUUGAUCUGCGAGUCUAACAAAACACAAUAAUUUGCGAUGACCGAGUUCAGUAUUCUUACUAGUUUACUUUUAGUUUAUUCUUACUAGUUUUUCCUUUCCGUGAUGAUUCUUCCAGAAUCACUCUCUGGUAGCUUAGCGAAGCGAUCUGCAGUUUUUUAGGAAAGAGUGUGAACACGGUAACGCAUGUGCACCAAAACACAGUUUUGUCGGUAUUUCCUAUAAGAGGUCUUUAUUUGUAAGCAGUUCUUUGCGACUCAAAUUAUUUAAUCAACCAUCGCACAGGUUAAAACGAUCUGACAAUUUUAAAAGCAUCUUUCUUCCGCGUGUGUUAAGGCCUUGAAUUGCUUUUUCAUUUUUUUUUAGAUUAUAUCAAGAAAUAUCUACGCAUAAAAUCGCCUUUUCCAAGGUAUGA
This is a messenger RNA of Pocillopora meandrina, 18510 nucleotides long. NCBI's taxonomy places the organism in Eukaryota, Metazoa, Cnidaria, Anthozoa, Scleractinia, Pocilloporidae. The record is from the annotation of a GenBank genome assembly.